AAAUCAAUAAAUAAAGCUGCUGGUUUGGUCUGAAAGCUACGCAACUCAAAUUGUGCACAGAAAGGAGAAAAUGGCAGACAAGGCAAGCAGAGGGCUAGUAAUUUAUGGUGAUGGGUUGGCCCGUUUAGUCGACCCGACCCAUACCCAUCUCCACAAGCUUGCAUCUUUAUCCUGCUGUGGCUUCUUAUCUCUUCCUCACUCCCCUCCUUCAGAGAGCGAGGAUGCAAGAGUAAUUAGAGAGUUCGCCCAACUGCUUGAUGUGGGUGACACUUGCAUGGAUACGAGUGGAGAAGGUACUACAAAAGAUGUAACAUCUGAGAAAUUGUCCUCCGUGAAGAGCAUAUCUGAUAGGUUUAUGGGAAUGAGAGCAGCUGUGAUUACAGACAGUUCAAGUCUGAAAUCCUUUGGAGGCAAAAAUGGGCUUUCUGUUUUGCAGUUGCAAGAGUUAUAUGAUAGAAAUAAAGCAUAUGCCCAACCAUCCCAUGUUGUCCUAGCUUUCGAAUUGCUGAAGUUGCUCGGAUUUCAAGAAGGGAAGGUUUUAGAAGCUAGUCAAUUUGACUUGAUUUUUCUUCACAUUGGAGCUCAUGAGGAGAUAUUUGGUCAAAAAGACAUCGAGUUUCUUAAUUCUUUAAUUGGUGGAGUAAUGGAAAUAGCCUCAGUGGGGUCUGACAUAGGCUCUCGCUUGCACUUGUCUCUUGUAUUGGGCUACGGGGAUGUCUCCCAAAAUGAUGAUACUAACUUAUCUGUUUUAGCAACUAAUCAAAGUUCUAACUCUGACCUUAUAUUACUUUUCCCUCGCCAAAGUUACUGUCUGAAAGGAAUGAAUCUUCGUACAGAUGUUAGGCCUCAUUGUCCUAUAUUAAUGACUCAAUGGCAAAGUGGUGUUACUCGCAAGGACAAUGUAAAUAAUUUCUUCUUUCAAGAAUUCAAAGAGCAUUGCGGAAAUCUCACGGUCCCUGCGGAUAGAUUUCUACAUGAAGUUGCAUUUAAGCUUUGGAAGGCCCCAAAGUAUGGAGCCUGAGGAGAUAUCUACUGGAAGUACUAGAAAAUAAGAACUUGUCCCUGCAACAUAAUGAGGAAUGAAGUAACCACUACGGGGUCGGCUUGCAAGCAUUAAAACUUGAUUAUGAGUUGCAAGUCUGGACAGUUAAUAACGCUUGUGGUGGAUCUACAACAAAGGAUGCCUGUAUCUUACAUGAAAAUGGGAUAUUUGGAACCAUAGUUUAUCCUUUUGAUUAUCUUACAUGAAAAUGGGAUAUUUGGAACCAUAGUUUACCCUUUCUAUCAAAUUUAUGUAGAAAUUGAAUGUUACGUAGUA
This is a messenger RNA of Daucus carota subsp. sativus, 1318 nucleotides long. RefSeq lists its product as uncharacterized. The coding region runs from base 71 to 1021 and encodes 316 amino acids. The transcript is spliced from 6 exons. The record is from RefSeq and is a predicted model, not a curated record. Lineage: Eukaryota; Viridiplantae; Streptophyta; Magnoliopsida; Apiales; Apiaceae.